UGAAUGGAGAGGCACAGUCAACGUUUAAUCGUUCAACAAACCACUUGCUUCAGAGCUAGCAUUUUUAACGUGCACAACACAGACCUUCUAAAAACAAUCCUUCAAAAUGUUCAGAUUGGUGGUGUUGUCUGCUGUUUUUGCCGCUGCUGCUGCUGCCCCAAGCGCCACUUUGGUCGCUUCGGCUCCACUUGCAUACUCCCAUGUCGCUGCCGUUCCAGCUGUGGUAGCCCAGAAGGAAAUCUCCUACCAAAAGAGCAUCAUUGAGGAGCCAACCAUCACCCACGUAGGAAACAUCGAGAAGAAAAUUCCAACCGGACACUCGUACCAGAGCUUCACUCAGUACCACAACGAGCAAGUUGCUGAACAUGUGUAUGCCCCAGCCGUCAAGAAGACCAUCGUCGAGACCCCAGUCGAGAAGACCGUCUACCAAGCCGCUGCUGUGGCUACCCCAGCCAUCACCUAUGCUGCCCCAGCUCAUGUUCAGACCGCCUACGUCGAGGCUGCUCCAGCUCUGACCUAUGCGUCCGCUCCAGCUCUGACCUAUGCUGCUGCCCCAAUUGCCAAGGCCGCUUACGUCGAGGCUGCUCCAGCUCUGACCUAUGCCAAGACCUCUUAUGUCGAAGCUGCCCCAGCUCUGAGCUACGCCACUGCCUACGGAGCUCCUCUGGCCAAGACUGCCUACGUCCACAGCUACCCAACUGUCUACGGAUCUGCCCCAGCGGUUUAUGCUAAACAUUAAAAUAGUUGACUGUCAAACCAAAAUUCGAACAAUUCUAGUGAUUAUUUUUCUUUUGUUCGCUUUUUUGGAUUGUUCUGUGAAAGAUGAGAAAAAUAAAAACGACUGGAUACUAGUGUAAAUUACGAACUGA
This is a messenger RNA of Toxorhynchites rutilus septentrionalis, 869 nucleotides long. RefSeq names its product cuticle protein 16.5-like. The coding region runs from base 107 to 739 and encodes 210 amino acids. The transcript has a single exon. NCBI's taxonomy places the organism in Eukaryota, Metazoa, Arthropoda, Insecta, Diptera, Culicidae. The record is from RefSeq and is a predicted model, not a curated record.